AUGCCAUUAUACAAAUUAACCGAAAAGCGAAUGAAGAAAAGAGCGAGAGAGGAUGAAGAUGGAAUAACAGAAUUGAAAGCUAAGAUGAGAGAGAUGGGUGAAGACAGUGGGAGUGGAAGUGAAGGUUGGUCAGAAAGUGAUAGUGAAGAUGAUGGUGAGAGUGAGGAAGAGAGUGAGGGUGAAGUUGAAGGUAGUGGUAAAGACGAAGAUGAUGUAGAAGAAGAAGAUGAGGAUGAUGAAAAUCUCGAAGUCGAUAUUGAAGGUCUUGAUUCUGCUUCUGAUGACUCUGAUGACUCGGAUGAUGAGGAAAGAGAUGCAAGUGGAGACGAAGCAAGUUCUUCUUCUUCAGUAUUCCGAAUCUCACUCGAAUCAGCUUUGACGCAACCUAUAUAUCGAUCACCUAUAAAUCCAGAUGAACAAUUAUGUGUAUUAUGUCCUGAUAAAGCAUUAAAGAAUGAUCAGAUGAUCAAAGUCCACUUGACUAGUAAAGGACAUAAGAGAGCAUCAAAACGAUACGCAGUGAGAUUGACCACCAAUCCACCUAAAGAAGGCACAGAUCCAAGAGAAGUGGUGGAAGAUAUACUUGCAGAUAUGGAUGCAGGGGAAUUGGAAAUUUCCACUUCCAUUCCAACGAAUUCGGAAUCGAAAUCGAAAUCGAAACCACAGCCUCAACCAACGACCGUUGCAAGCCAAGACGUAGAUGGAAAUGGAGGGGACAAGAAAAGGAAAAGAGGAAAGAAACAACGUCAGGAAGAAAAAGCUAAAAGAUUAGCACAAGCUGGACAAGGUCAAAAUGAUGGAAUGAAUAGGAAAGCCAGAAGAUUAUUAGCGUUGCAAAAAGGUGAAAUAAUCAAAAAAUCAAAUACCACCACGACACCAUAA
This is a messenger RNA of Kwoniella shivajii, 882 nucleotides long. RefSeq lists its product as uncharacterized. The transcript is spliced from 4 exons. Bases 1 to 882 code for a protein of 293 amino acids. The record is from RefSeq and is a predicted model, not a curated record. NCBI's taxonomy places the organism in Eukaryota, Fungi, Basidiomycota, Tremellomycetes, Tremellales, Cryptococcaceae.